This is a messenger RNA of Phyllostomus discolor (pale spear-nosed bat), 9397 nucleotides long. It is a transcript of the gene ARHGEF9, whose product is annotated as Cdc42 guanine nucleotide exchange factor 9. Lineage: Eukaryota; Metazoa; Chordata; Mammalia; Chiroptera; Phyllostomidae. Gene Ontology annotation, molecular function: guanyl-nucleotide exchange factor activity; protein binding. The record is from RefSeq and is a predicted model, not a curated record. The coding region runs from base 889 to 2316 and encodes 475 amino acids. The transcript has 10 exons.
GAGCUGGGGGCUGGGGAGAGGAGAGGGAGAGAGCCAGCGAGGCAGGGCUGGAACGAGUGUCUGGCAGCCGGGAUCCCCGCGAAGAGAGCGACCGAGCAUAGGAAAGCAAGCGAACUAGAGGGAGUAGGGGAGACCAAGACUGACCGGUAGCCAGGCAGGCGGACGGACACACGCCGGGACAGACAGACUGAACAGGCGCUGGAGAACCUCGCACUGGUUCCUCCCGCCUUUCCCUUUGAAAGCCAGGAUUUUGCCUUUUCCGUGGCGCCCGAGAGAGAAUGCUGGACUCUGCCGACUUCAGCGCAAGCUAAGAUUUCUCAGCUAGGGAAGAAAAAGCAGCCCAAUCCUGAGAAGGGGGGGAAGCAAGCUCCCCUGUCCCCAUCCCCCCCUCCCCCCAUACCAAAACUCGGGCACCAAACCCAGCCCUUCCCUAACCAUCCGACUUCCUCCUCUCCUUUCUAGAAUGGUGGCUGUAUGGACAGUCUGACAGAACAGAGACUGACAUCUCCCAAUCUGCCGGCCCCCCACCUGGAACACUACAGUGUUCUGCAUUGCACCAUGACCCUGGAUGUGCAAACUGUAGUCGUUUUUGCCGUGAUUGUAGUCCUCCUGCUUGUCAAUGUCAUACUCAUGUUUUUCCUGGGAACGCGCUGAAUGGAGUCCAGCCACCUGAGCUGUUGCUAACUCUCGAUUUGAUUUCAUCCUGAGAACCACCGAGAAAAAAAAAAAUCAAGAGAGACAGUCAGAGACAGGGAAAGAGAGGGAGAGAAAGAGCAAGCUUUCUUACUGAGGGGGGAAAACGUUUUGAGCUUCAACAUGGCCUCGCUGUGAUAUCUGAUCACUGGAGAUUCCAUCGUUAGUGCUGAGGCAGUAUGGGAUCACGUCACCAUGGCCAACCGGGAGUUGGCAUUUAAGGCUGGCGACGUCAUCAAAGUCUUGGAUGCUUCCAACAAGGAUUGGUGGUGGGGCCAGAUCGACGAUGAGGAGGGAUGGUUUCCUGCCAGCUUUGUGAGGCUCUGGGUGAACCAGGAGGAUGGGGUAGAGGAAGGGCCCAGUGACGUGCAGAAUGGGCACCUGGACCCCAACUCAGACUGCCUGUGUCUGGGCCGGCCACUGCAGAACCGGGACCAGAUGCGGGCCAACGUCAUCAAUGAAAUCAUGAGCACUGAGCGCCAUUACAUCAAGCACCUCAAGGACAUUUGUGAGGGCUACCUGAAGCAAUGCCGAAAGAGAAGGGACAUGUUCAGCGAUGAGCAACUGAAGAUCAUCUUUGGGAACAUUGAGGACAUCUACAGGUUUCAGAUGGGCUUUGUGAGAGACCUGGAGAAGCAGUACAACAAUGACGACCCCCACCUCAGCGAGAUAGGACCCUGCUUCCUGGAGCACCAAGAUGGAUUCUGGAUAUACUCUGAAUACUGUAACAACCACCUGGACGCCUGCAUGGAGCUGUCCAAGCUGAUGAAGGACAGCCGCUAUCAGCACUUCUUUGAGGCUUGCCGCCUCUUGCAGCAAAUGAUCGACAUUGCUAUUGAUGGUUUCCUUUUGACUCCAGUGCAGAAGAUCUGCAAGUAUCCCUUACAGCUGGCUGAGCUCCUCAAGUAUACCGCCCAAGACCAUAGUGACUACAGGUAUGUGGCAGCUGCCUUGGCUGUCAUGAGAAAUGUGACUCAGCAGAUCAAUGAACGCAAGCGGCGUUUGGAGAAUAUCGACAAGAUCGCCCAGUGGCAGGCCUCUGUCCUGGACUGGGAGGGCGAGGACAUCCUAGACAGGAGCUCGGAGCUGAUCUACACCGGGGAGAUGGCCUGGAUCUACCAGCCGUAUGGCCGCAACCAGCAGCGGGUCUUCUUCCUGUUUGACCACCAGAUGGUCCUCUGCAAGAAGGACCUGAUUCGGAGAGACAUCCUAUACUACAAAGGCCGCAUUGACAUGGAUAAAUACGAGGUAGUUGACAUCGAAGAUGGCCGAGAUGAUGACUUUAAUGUCAGCAUGAAGAACGCCUUUAAGCUUCACAACAAGGAGACGGAGGAGGUACAUCUGUUCUUUGCCAAGAAGCUGGAGGAGAAGAUACGCUGGCUCAGGGCUUUCAGAGAAGAGAGGAAAAUGGUACAGGAAGAUGAAAAAAUUGGCUUUGAAAUUUCUGAAAACCAGAAGAGACAGGCUGCAAUGACUGUGAGAAAAGUCUCUAAGCAAAAAGGCCUUCCAGAACAUGGAUCACCUUCAGCAGAUUCUCGAUCAUCUUUGAAGCGUUUGUGCCACACUUUAUUUGCACUGCACUCAUUGCAUCAUCCCUCAAAGCCUUCUGAAUCAUCUGAAUAGUUUCUGCGGAGGAAUAUUCAAGCUUAAUGCAAAAUUUGAUGCAGAUUCGUUGCUCUACUCGCUCAGUCAUUUUGAAUGCAACAGUUACACAGUACACAUGCUCACUCAAUGGUGUCUACCGCCCCUACUGACUAGUACAGUGAAGUCAUCAUUGUUCACACAUGCGCGUUCCAGUCCAGUCUCCUUGGCUGCCAGGUUACAUCAAUGUUGUGUGAACCGUUCUCACUUUAUUAACAAUGACUGGACUUUUUCUGGACAGACACACACAGAGAAACAACAGUCUUGUGAUUGUCAGAGGGGAAGGUAAAGGGGGUAGGUGUAGGCGGGAAAGGGGGAUAAAUGGGGACAGAGACUUUGCUUUAGUUGAUAGGCGCAUGAUGCAGUGUGUAGAUGAUGUUUUGUUGAGUUAUAUAUUUGAAACUUGUAUGGUUUUGUGACCAAAUGUCAUCCCAAUAAUUCAAUAAAAUAUGUUUCAAAAAAAGAAUGAAAACACAAGACAGAGACUGGAAGAAAAUACUUGCAAAACACAUUAUCUGGUAAAAGUCUCGUAUCCAAAAUAUAGAAUGAAUUCUUCAAAUGAUCACCGAUAAGAAAAACCUGUUGACCUAAAAAUAAAAGGUCAAAUACUAGAAUGUCGGGGGCUUGACAUCAUGUUUUGGGAAAAGUCAUAGAACUAAACAGUACAGAGUGUCAGUCCUAGUGUACACUGUGGACUUCCGUUAACAAUAAUGUUGGGCCUAUUGGAAAACAUGGGAAAAAUACUGAUGGAUGGUGGCCUUGGCAACAAGGUUUUGAAUAUGCUAUUCAAAGCACAAGGAAUGGAAUAAAAAAGGAACAAACAGGACUACAUUAAAAUACAAAGCUUCUGCACAGCAAAAGAAACAAUACAGUGAAAAGGCAGCCUCCAGCAUAGGAGAAAAUAUUGGCAGCCCAUAUACUGAUAAGGGAUUACUAUUCAAAAUAUAUAGGUAGUUCAUCAACUCAAUAGCAAAAAGAAAAAAACAAACCAGUAUUUCAAUGAACACGUGCACACAGGACCUGAGUAGACUUGUUUCGAAAGAAGACAGACAGACGGCCAGCAAAUAGAUAAAAAGGUGCUCAGCAUCAGCAACCAACAGAGAAAUGCAAAUCGGAACCACAGUUAGGUAUUGUCUCAUGGCCCCUUGAAUGGCUGUCAUCAAAAAGGCAAGGGAUAGCGAGUGCUGGCAAGGAUGUAGACCAAGGGAGCCCCUGUUCACUGGCGGUGGGGUUGUGAAUUGGUAGGCCACAGUGAAAACAGUUUGGAGGAUCUUCUAAAAAUUAGAAUCAGGCCUGUUAUGUUACCCAGAAAUCCCACUUCUCAGUAUAUAUGGGAGGGAAAUGAAAUCAGAAACUUGAGGAGGUAGCCGCACCCCAUAUAUGCAUUGCAGCAUUAUCCACAGUAGCCAAGACAUGGAAAUAGUGUAUGUGUCCUCCAGCGGAGGGCUGGAUACAAUAAAUGUAGUACAUGUGUGUGUGUAUAUACACACAUGUGCACACAUGUACACAAUGGAAUAUUAUUCACCCAUAAAAGGAAAGAAAUCCUGCCAUUUAUGGAAACAUUUGGAUUUGGAGGGUAUUAUUCUAUGUGAAAUAAAGUCAGAUAGUAAAGCAUAAAUACUCCAUGAUGUCACUCAUAUUUGGAAUCUGUAAAAGACAAACAUAGAAACGGGAAUUAGAUUGGUGGUUGUCAGGGGCUGUAAUGUACACUAUGAUGACUACAGUUAACAAUACUUACUGUGUACCUGAGAGUUGCUACAAGAGAAGUUUUUAAAUGAUGAUUGUGUGAGGUGAUGGAUGUGCAAACUAACCUUAUUGUGGUAAUCAUUUCACAAUACAUGUGUAUCAGAUAUCACAUUUUGCACCUUAAACUUACACAAUGUUAUCUAUCACUUAUGUCUCAAUGAAACUGGAAAGCAAAACUAAGAACAAAAACAAAACAAAAAAUACCAUCUUUUAUUGGGUUGGCCAAAAAGUUUGUUUUUUUCCCAUAUGAUGGCUCCAGUAGUAGUACUUAGUUGCCUUUAACUUCAUUCAAAACAAUUUUGUUAGAUUGUGUUAUGACAGCUAUCAUACCAGAGUGCAUUAAAAAAAUCAAAAUUGGUGAAUUUUUGUGUAGCCAUUUUCAUAUUGAAGAUAGAAGAAAAUAAGCAACAUUUUCAGCAUAUUACAUGCUUUAUUAUUUCAGAAAAGGUAAAAACACAAGUAAAACCAAAAAAAAAACGAUUAGUGCAGUAUUUGGAGAAGGUGCUGUGACUGAUUGAACAUGUCAAAAGUGGUUUGCGAAGUUUCGUGCUGGAGAUUUCUCGCUAGACGAUGCUUCAUAGUCGGGGAGACCAGUUGAAGUUGACAGUGACCAAAUCGAGACAUUCAUUGAGAGCCAUCAACGUUCUACCACGUGGGAGACAGCUUACAUACUCCAAAUAUCCACGUCAAUAAAGUUACUGGCAUAAAUGAAAAAUGUGGCUUUUAUUUUAUGAAAAACAAAACAAAACCAAACCAUGGACUUUUUGGCCAACCCAACAGGAAAGAACCAGUUCCUUCCCACUGAAGUGCCAAUAGCUGAUGGUGGCCUGAUAAGAUACCACUUCCAGCGUCAUGGGAUCCAGUCACCAAACAAAGGCAAAGACAGAAGCUGCAAUGUUGACAUUUCCGACGAGGCCCCAGAUGAGGAAGGUCUAUGGGAGCAGCAGAGAGGUCUCCCUUGCAUUCUUAGUCACAUGCUGUGUAUCUCAGCCUAUUCCGUUCUGAAUAUAGAUGAAGAUUAAACAUUAAUAUUAGGCCCCCAGUUCCCGGAAUUCUCCAUUCAUUGGAUUUUUGCCUUGAUGGUUGCCAACCCUCCUAAGGGAAGUUGAGAAAUGAUUGCGUCAUUCCCUUUGAAAGGUCACAAACAUAUUCCAAGUCUUUCCUGUGUUCCAUGAAUCGUAUUUUCUGGUGGUGAGUCCGUGUUCUCCCUCAACUACCGAUAUCACUUCCCUAUUAAAUAGUUUCAUUACCCGACCCGGCGUAGGAGGCUAGAUCACUUGCUCCUUAGCUUUUAAGAAAGCAUUUCCCUCCCUCAAAGACCUACCUUGAAGUCAGUAGUUUUUUUUAAAGACUUCAUUUAUUUUUAGAGACAGGGGAAGGGAGGCAGAAGGAGAGGGAGGGAAACAUCUAUGUGAGAGACAAACAUCAGUGGGCUGCCUCUCAUACACACCCUAAGCAGAGACCCAACCUGCAACCCAGGCAUGUGCCCUCACUGGGAUUCGAACUAGCAACCUUUCUCCCUGUGUGAUGAUGGCCAACCAACUGAGCCACGCCAGUGAGGGCUGAAGUCAGCAGUUUUUAACGAGGCUCUUUAGACUCUUUCAGGGGAAGUAGAAGAGGGGGAAAUGUUGUUUGCCAUUAAAUGGAUAUUGUGGGGUUAUUUGCAGCACUAGGCCCUGCAGAAUGGAUUAUGGUCUCUGGGACAGAGUUCUGAACUGAGAAGUCAAAGAAUGUGAGUUCUAGCCCUCGCCUUGCGACCUGGGGGUAUGACAUUUUCCUCCCGGUCUCAGUGUGCUCAUCUGUAAACUGACCAAUAGCAACACCCUGAGUUUCUCAGUGAUGCCGUGUAGAUGGGAAAGCGUGUGUCAUUGCAGUGAUCACCGUGCCAUUCCAAUAUCUGUUAGGGAACGUAAGUCUGCCCUUGGUGAUUUUCAGUUCCAGUCCAUGCUCUAAAAAUAGACUGCUUCACAUCAUCUGCCCACAGUGGUCACUGGGGAGUUUGAGAAACCCCUUUCUACUUAACUUACACCCUCUCCCUUUUAUCUUUCAUCUGCUCUAGGUGUCAACUCUGCCCGCUCAGUUCCUCCUUCCUACCCACCACCGCAGGACCCAUUAAACCAGGGCCAGUACCUCGUCCCUGAUGGCAUCGCUCAGUCGCAGGUCUUUGAGUUCACCGAACCCAAGCGCAGCCAGUCACCCUUCUGGCAAAACUUCAGCAGGUUAACCCCCUUCAAAAAAUAAUACCUACAGGGAGGCAGAUAAUUUUAAAAUAAAGUAAAUAAAAUUAUAUUUAUAGAUGGACCUUUUUUCGGAGAAGCACUGUUGAAAUUUAUAUAUAUAUAUACAUAUAUAUAUGGACAUAUACACACACGGCAACCCUUGAGUGUAUACACACACACACACACACACACACACACACACACACGCAUACAAGGACCAAAAACGUUUUCUGUUGUUUUUGGGAAGUGAAAUCUAUAGCUGGUAGGAAGAGGUACCAAUGACUUCCAAACAUGUGAUCCCUUCUUAAAAGUUGUUUUCGUUGUUCUUACUCUGUCCCCUUCCCCGUUGCUUUCAGAAAUGGACACUUCUAUUUGUUCCUUCUCUCGUUGAGAUAAUCUCUUUGCUCUCCUGUGAGUGCUCCACUGACUUGUCAUGAAACCAUAGCUGUGUUUGUAUCGGUUUUUCCCUCUCCUGAUCUCGAUGCUGAUGACUUUUGAAUUUGCUUUCAUGUGGUGGGGUUUGGGAGUUUGGCAUAUUUGUUUUUCCCCCUUUUUACUUUUUACUAGGUAAAGGGAGGGUCUCCUUUCUCCUCUCUUACCAGCUGACCAUCUAUCUCUCUGCGAAUGUUCCUGCAGCCCUGUAGUUGCCCCCAAACGGCCUUUCCCCUGCAUCUUCUGUUCUCAGUUGUGCGAGUCUGGAUGUGCUCCGUCGUGCCUGUGACAUACCGCUCAGUAUUUCUAUUUGCUUUCACUGUGUUGUAGGUGUUGUAGAGGGAUCGAAACCAAACAGAAGUGAGGGAGUGUCAGACUAUCAUGAUGCUGGAGAGGACAUCUGUUCAGGGACCAUUGUGCAUCUGGGCCGUUUCUUCUCCUAGCACUGGGGUUUCCCAUGAUGCAGUGCUGCUGAGUCAUGCCGGUUUUGUAUCUGGCAUGUACUUGGGCAAAUGCUGCUCUUCUUCCAGAUGCUUUUGGGUAUGGUUUUCCUUCUAAGCCUGUCCCUCUCCUAAGCUAAAAGAUCUGAACCAGAAGCAGACAAGGCUGAGUCCCUCUGCCUCCCAAGGGAGGAAUCCAACCGCCUCCUGGACCAAGUAGGUUUAAGACAGGGCUGCCCUCGGCAGUCUGCAGUCAGUUCGAAAGCCCGGCCGUCCCUGUUUCCAUCUGCAGAUUGUUUAGGCAGCAUUGAUAGGUGUCUACGAAGGGGUAAGGACAGAGUCUACCCUACCUGACCGAGGUCAUCAGCUGCCUUUAGAUUAUUGACCUGGACAGGAUCCAAGGCCGCCAGUCACCUCUGCCAGGGAAGCACAGGGAUGGGUGUGGAAGGAGACAGCCUUGGCCCGGGAUGCGUACGUGCAGUUCCUACCAUCCAAGUGAUUUGCGACUUCCCCCAUUGUUAGCAGAUUGCAUGGACAAUCUUCCAUGGCCCUUGCCCUCUUCCUGUCUUUCUUCUUUCUCCUGCUCUCCUGGCACAGGAGGAUUGCUGGCAUUGACAUAGUUAAAGCACUUCUGGCACUUGAAGAAGGCCCCGUUUCCGACAUUCUCCCAUCUCAAGACAUUUGAAGCAAGUAAGCGAGGACCCCAGGGAGACUUUUCCCUCCGGAGAAAGGAUCUGAAAUAGCGAUCCUAUACUUAGGCUCCGUUUUGGCAGCAUUUACGCUUGAGUCAAACUAGCUUCUCCCACAAAGAGCUUCCUGUGGGUGCAAGAGUAUUUGCUUCUCCUCCCCCACAUGGCCCAUUGGGUGGAUAGACCUUGAACAGCAAGAAGAAUGGAGGACAGAGGAGUGAGGAUUGACUUUGCUCUGGAGCACCACUCUAGUGAGGAAUCCGGACAUUGUGAGUCUUUCCGGAACCCCGUGGAAGACUUCAUCAUGAAAGGACCUCAGCUUACUGAGCACCAGCCAUGGCUACCUGGGGCCCUCAGUGUAGCUGGCUGGAUUGCCGCUCACCCAGGCCUGGGGAUUUUUUCUCUGUGGGCAUCAAAUUACAAGCUGUUGCAGCUUCCAUCCCACCACACCCAGAGCAGACUUUUGGAGCGAGCCAAGGAUAAGCUUGAGCUGGGCAGAGGGUCGGGGCUCGGGACCGGCCACCACUGUUUUGCACAUGCCCUAGCUUCUUAAGCCCCCUUGGCAAGGAACCGGGUACGCAGUGCCUAAGGCAGAAAGACCUCCCUGGCAAGAAUAUGUGUCAGUGGCUGGGCAGGCCUCCCUUGAACUUAUAUUCUUUCCUACUUGCCAUUCCUCUCCACUAGCCUUGGCCUUGAUGUCUUUCACCAGGGUCUUAGAGCCCACGAAGAGGGGAGGCUUAGACAAGGCCAUGGACCUCCAGCAUCUCUUGGGCAACUUCCCUUGUCCCCGUGCUCCCUUGGGCCUGUACCCAGAGCUACAGGAUCAGGGAUAUCAGCACCCACCCCUUAUCCACCCAUCUCUCAUCCACUGGCCUCCCAGAUGCCAAUCACUUGUGAAAACAACAGCAUCAGUUCGUCCUUGGUUGUAGUGUUCCCCCAGCCUAUGGCAGCAAAUCAAACCAGUGGCCAGCAGCCCCAUGGGGAGCCCCCCUAUCUGGGCUCACGCUCCCAGCCUAUCCUGUGUCCUGACAGCAGUGCUAUCCCCAAGAACUGUGUAAAUCUUCGUUUCUGCAUGGCCCUGAGCUCCCUUUCCCUCAGCUCAACGAGGCCUGGAUUUGCUCUUCUAAAGGCUUUGCUGACGUGUUCUGUGGGCCCUGCUGUGGGGUGGUCCUAACACAGAAUUCCAACUCCUCUGUCCCUCUUCCCUCUCCCUCUCUCCCCUUCUCUUUCUGUGUAUAUCUGUAAUGGAUUUCUAAGGACAGCAACAAGAGAGUUCUAACAAUUCUAGUGUAAAAGCCAAAUAGUGAUCUUUUAGUGCUCUGGGGCUGGGGUGGGCCGGGGUGGAUGGAUGGGCGACAGCGAUGUUGAUUACCCCUGCUGCUCUGCAUUUGCCAGUUUAUUUUGUUUCUUCUACCUGACUGUUUGACCCUGUCAAACAAGUGUCAAAGUUGUGUGUUUAAAACUGUUUAACAACAAAAAUAUGAUGUUGUAAUGACACAAAGCCUUAUGAAAAUAUUUAUGGAGUUCAAUAAAAGAA